Morus notabilis is the source of this 1081-nucleotide messenger RNA. RefSeq names its product developmental protein SEPALLATA 1. The transcript has 8 exons. Gene Ontology annotation, molecular function: protein dimerization activity; RNA polymerase II cis-regulatory region sequence-specific DNA binding; DNA-binding transcription factor activity, RNA polymerase II-specific. The record is from RefSeq and is a predicted model, not a curated record. Gene Ontology annotation, cellular component: nucleus. NCBI's taxonomy places the organism in Eukaryota, Viridiplantae, Streptophyta, Magnoliopsida, Rosales, Moraceae. Gene Ontology annotation, biological process: positive regulation of transcription by RNA polymerase II. Bases 75 to 824 code for a protein of 249 amino acids.
AGAAAUUAAAGAAAACAAGUAGUGAUUUAUUUACCAAAAAAGAAAGAAAGAGAGUAAAUUAAUAAGAUCGAUCGAUGGGGAGAGGAAGAGUGGAACUGAAGAGGAUAGAGAACAAGAUAAACAGGCAAGUGACAUUUGCGAAGAGGAGAAAUGGGCUUCUCAAGAAAGCUUAUGAGCUUUCUGUUCUCUGUGACGCCGAGGUUGCUCUUAUCAUCUUCUCCAACCGUGGCAAGCUCUAUGAGUUCUGUAGCAGUCCUAGUAUGGUCAAGACACUCGAAAGGUACCAAAAAUGCAGUUAUGGAGCGAUGGAAGUCAGCAAACCGGGCAAAGAACUUGAGCAGAGCAGCUACAGGGAGUACUUGAAACUGAAAGGCAGAUUUGAGUCCUUACAACGAACUCAGAGAAAUCUUCUUGGAGAAGAGUUGGGUCCUUUAAACACAAAGGAGCUUGAACAGAUUGAGCGUCAACUUGAGACGUCCCUCAAGCAAGUGAGGUCAACUAAGACCCAAUACAUGCUCGACCAGCUUACUGAUCUACAAAGCAAGGAACACAUGUUAAUAGAAUCAAACAGGGCUUUGACAUUAAAGCUCGACGAGAUCAGCUCAAGGAAUAACUUCCGAUCGCAAUCAUGGGAAGUCGGUGAUCAUGAUCAGCAAGCUAUGCCGUACGGUCACAAUCAUGCUCAUUCCCAGGGGCUGAUAUUCCAUCCUCUGGACUGCAACCCUACUUUGCAAAUAGGGUAUAAUGCUGCAGUUUCGGAGCAAAUUACCAGCACAAGCCAAGCUCAACAAGUCAAUGGCUUCAUUCCUGGGUGGAUGCUUUGAAUUAGCUAGCCGUCUAGUCCCUUAUGCUUAAUCAAUCAUUGAGCAUAUAUAACCAAGCAGUAUAUGCUUUUUGUGUGUUGACUCUCUAUCUAUAGCUAUUUUGGAAGUGGUUUUCAUGAACAAUAUGUAACUUUUGUAUGUUGACAUAAGAUCAGCAGAGACUGAGUUUCAGAUGACCAUGAAACGACAUGCUAAUGCUUCAAGACAUAUUUAUAAUUAACUCUUUUGGAACUUAUUUUUUGGCUUGAUUAUUAACU